AUGGUGGCAGCCACGGCCUGGGUCCUCCUUGGGGUGGUGUGCGGGGCUCCCACUCCCACCUUCCUCGCUCUGCUCUGCCUCGUGGCUGGAGGCUCCCCGCCCUCGCGUUCUGGCGGCCUGCGCCUCGCACCCCGCUCCGCCCAGCAUGGACCCGUGGGGGGGCCUUGGUUUCGAAGUGCCAGGAGGGCCCUGAGCCCCCGGGGAUCCCGGGGCCUGGCCACACUCGUGGGCGCAGUCGUGGGCUGUCUCAGCAUUUGCCCCUCUCGCUGCGACCAUGAACUCUGCCGCACACCCGUGGGUGACCCAGCUCCUCAAACCCUGUCCUACAGCCUCCUGCUGGAUGGCAGCAGCUCCUCCGCCUUCUAG
Molecule: messenger RNA, 366 nt
Organism: Propithecus coquereli (Coquerel's sifaka)
Lineage: Eukaryota; Metazoa; Chordata; Mammalia; Primates; Indriidae
Gene: IRX2-DT
Product: chromosome unknown open reading frame, human C5orf38
Source: RefSeq, a predicted model, not a curated record